UUCAAACACACACACAUGAUGACAUGCAGAGUGGAAUGCAGAGAUAUGGCGAGGGAGCGGGGAAAGGAAAGGCAAGAGCCACUCCUCUUAUUUUGAAUCUUUUACUCGCAGUGGGAGGAGCCCGGUUUCAGGGUCACAGUGACAUCAGUGUUUAGAUUUAUCACAGAAUUAGAGGAACUCAUGUACACCUGAUGCUAAAGAGUGAAAUCUAAAUUUGCAGAGUGAUAUCUGCACUUAAUGAAUGUGGAGGAUUUUAAAAAGAAUACUUUCUCUGAGGUGAAAGUGGAAGAAAGACCAAAACUGUACCAAGGUGAAUGUUGUUAAUUACCUUUCGGUGGCGUCACUUUUCACGCAGCACAUCCAGAAGGGCUGCAUUCCACAGCCUCACUCCUCCUCUUCCUCCUCCUCCUCCUCCUCCUCCUCUGAAGCAUGCCUGUGUGAGAGUGUUUGGGUCACAGCCUCUCACCAGCCUGAACACACAACAAGGAGAAAAGAAGAAGCAUCAAUGAAACUGAGCAGGGAUUAAACUCAAAGGUCACUGGUGGUCCCGCAGCAGCGUGAUGGAGCUGAAGGUGUGGGUGGAGGGUGUGGUCCGAGUGGUGUGUGGCCUGUCCCUGAACACAACCUGCCAGGAUGUAGUCAUAGCCCUCGCACAAUCAAUAGGUCAGACAGGACGCUACAUUCUUUUCCUGAAGCUACGAGGGACUGAGAGACAGCUGGUUGCAGAGGACUGUCCUCUCCGGCUUCUGUCUCAGCUGGGUCAGCAGGCAACAGAGGUCCAGUUCCUCCUGAGGAGGACCGGUCCCAGCCUCAGUGAUGGUCGAGACACAACCUCCGGAGAGAGAGGGGUUCCUCUGCACAGACCAUCAGAACCAGAUCCCCCCAGGAGCAGAGAGCCACACAAAGCUCUCACCUUUAAUCUGGGUCCCUCAACGAAUCCCAGGAGGACUAAACCAAACAGGGCCUGGUCUCCGUCCCCGAGAGCCUCCCCGGAACUGAGAGCUUCCCCGGUCUCUUUCAUAGAUCCACUAAACCCUGUGAAUAUAUCCAAAGAUGAAGUGUUCAGACAGAUUCUGCAGCAACAGAGACGUCUGCAAGACCUGGAGAUUCAGCUUCAAGCUCUGGAGAGGGACACGGAGGUGUGGGAGCUGGAGGAGUCGGCUGCUUCAGUUUCUAGUCUGGAUGUGGUCUCUGAGAGGGAGCUGGAGGAGCUGGAGCAGAGGCUGAGUCUGAACCAGGCAGAGCUGAUGCACAGCGAGGACUGGGAGAGACAGUUACAGGAAGAGAUGGACAGAGAGCGAGAUAUGCAGAGACGUCUUCACGAGAUACAGCUAUCGAUGGAUGAUCACGGCUUUCACAUCAGCGAGCUCCACGCCCGCUCUGCACACCUGGAACAGGACCUGAAACUCAGAGCCCAAAGACACAGCUCUCAGACGGGGCCCCGGCAGCCGGACCAGGCCCUGAAGCCGCUGAAGCAGGAGCUCCAUCACCGGCUGAAGCAGGGAGACGACCUGGAUGCGAGGUUGACAGUAACUCAGAGGGAGCUACAAGCUGCGGAGGAACAGCUACAGGACAGGUGGGAGCUGAUGGAGGAACUGAACAAGGAACUGAGACAGUGUAAGCUGCAGCAGUUCAUCCAGCAGACCGGCGGGCCUCAAGCAGACCAGACCAACCCUCUGCCGGUCAACGAAGUGUACCUAAGGAACGCCGGGAUCAUGGAGUAACAAUGGCCAACAAUAAACAGCUGAAGAGUUUGUUUACAGAUCAAUUUAAUGAAGUAAGAGUUAUAAAAGUGUUCAAAGAAGUCUCACUUUCUCUCUUGAAGUAAAUGAACACAAAGAAGACGAUAUAAGCAGUCACAUUCAGGCUCAGAGGAACUUGAACCUCAAGUCUUUCUAAGGUUAUAAUAUUUAAAAUAACAAAAGAGAUCAUUAUUUUUUAUCCUACAGCAGAUUUAUUAUAUUUAACAUAUUUAAUGUAGAGUUAUUUCACUGUUUAAUGAAGCCUUAAAUGCAGCUAAGAAAGUAAGGAAAAGUCUGCUCUGACACAUUUCCUCUGUUACUGUGCGUGUGUGUGUGUGUGUGUGUGUGUGUGUGUGUGUGUGUGUGUGUUGGUGUGAGUCAAAGUGUUGGAGUGAAAGCCAAUCACUGCCAUAUCCUCUGUGAUAAUUAAAAGCAACAGUGCCGUAAAUAAUGAAGUUAUAAACUAAAGAAGGAAUGUCGACGCAGCAGCAAACACUGAAUGUCUGAAUCUUUGCACGUGUAAAUGUCCUACCAGAAUUUGAUGCAUAAAUCUUUGUUUAAAGUCCUUUUUAUGAAACAUUUUAUAUUUUAUUAAAGUCUUAUUUGUUGUUUUUGAAAA
Messenger RNA from Notolabrus celidotus (New Zealand spotty), 2361 nucleotides. Its product is annotated as ras association domain-containing protein 7-like. The coding region runs from base 561 to 1724 and encodes 387 amino acids. NCBI's taxonomy places the organism in Eukaryota, Metazoa, Chordata, Actinopteri, Labriformes, Labridae. The record is from RefSeq and is a predicted model, not a curated record. Gene Ontology annotation, biological process: signal transduction. The transcript has 5 exons.